Pollicipes pollicipes is the source of this 844-nucleotide messenger RNA. RefSeq names its product dipeptidyl peptidase 3-like. NCBI's taxonomy places the organism in Eukaryota, Metazoa, Arthropoda, Thecostraca, Pollicipedomorpha, Pollicipedidae. The coding region runs from base 62 to 844 and encodes 260 amino acids. Gene Ontology annotation, cellular component: cytoplasm. Gene Ontology annotation, molecular function: dipeptidyl-peptidase activity. The transcript is spliced from 6 exons. The record is from RefSeq and is a predicted model, not a curated record.
CCUAGGGAGCUUUGCGGCUUGAUCGCUAUUUAUAUUUGCAAGGGCCUGUUCCACUGACAACAUGGCUUCCAAGUACAUUCUCCCCAACAACCAGCCAUUCUCCAGGCUGGAGUGUGAAGUGGCAUUUAAAGGUCUUUCCAAGAAAGAGCAGCUGUAUGCCCACCACAUUGCACAGGCCUCCUGGAAGGGUGGACUCAUUGUUCUGCUGCAGACAUCGCCUGAGUCACCUCUCAUCUUUGUUCUGCUGCAUCGUGUUUUCCGCCAACAGAGCUGUGAAGAGCUGAAGCAAGUAGCAUUUGACAAGUGCAACUUCUCAGAAGAUGACUGGAAGGCGUUCUUGGUGUACAGCAGCUCCAUCUACUCGGACAUGGGGAACUACCGCGACUUCGGCGACACCAAGAAGGUGCCGGGCCUGGCACAGGAGAAGCUGGCGGCGCUGAUACGCGCCUCGCGAGCCUACGAGCAGGACAGCAAGACCUUGGAGCGCCUGUUGGAUGGCUGUCUGGCGCGACUGUACGUGCUCAACGACAACGUAGCGCAGCUGGGACUCGGCGACAAGGGCAUCACGACGUACUUCUCUGCCAACUGCACAGACGAGGACGCCGAAAAGGCCAAAGAGUACAUGAAGCACAAGGGAGUACCAGGGCGCCAGUUCAGCGUGGCACGUGGCGACUACUCCGGCCUGCUCGCCAUGGUGGUGGAGGAGCUCAAGGAGGCCAUUGGGAGACGCCUGCUCCCUGCUCCGCGCGGCUACCUGGCGCCGGAUGAGCCCAGUCUGACCCCUGCCGCUUCGGUGCGGGCUGCACCCUCGGAACAGUGCCACGGGGAGUGGCCAGCGCUCUGA